Messenger RNA from Haemonchus placei, 651 nucleotides. The record is from the annotation of a GenBank genome assembly. NCBI's taxonomy places the organism in Eukaryota, Metazoa, Nematoda, Chromadorea, Rhabditida, Trichostrongylidae.
AUGGCAUGGGUAUUGGCGGAGAAUGGACUCCGGCUGAACGUGAAGAACACCAAGUUCUUCAGCUCCGAGGAGGGCACGGGGUCAAUCGUCGACGGUCGCGGAGAAGCCAUCGGAAAGGUUCAUUCCGGCGCUGUCUUUCAAGAAGCUGAGCUGGUGUCCGAGAGACCUAUGAAGGAUGUUUUUUGCGAGAUCUACGACAAAUCCGGCAGAAGAGGACUCAGUCUACUGAAGAAAGAAGGAGAUGAGCGGGAAGAGGCAAUAGCUUUAAUGACACAAGGAGCUGCUUAUUGCUACUGCGCUUCAUCACCAAUAUGCCACACACGAAGUGAAACAUUCAAGGACUAUAUCUCUAAAGUGGGUCCGAAUGAGCAGGAAAUCCUCCAGCACUUCCUGGAAGUAGGUGAGUUACUUUUCUGCACAUUCAAAUACGGUGCGAAGCCUAACUUGGUUUUACCUCUUCUCGAGAGCGUGCAGGAUGCGGAACAAGAGUACAAAGAUUUCCUGUAUGUCGUUUUCUUCUUAAACAAAAUAUCGGAGACUGAUGUUGUAUGCAUUCUACCUAUGCUACGCCAAUUUAAGGGCUACAUCGUCAUCCACACAGUCUACUACGAAAAGGACAACAACUACUACCACAACAGAAAGUACAAGUAG